CCAGCCAAACCAGCCUUUCUUGCCCAGUGUAUCAUGUUUUGCUCUCCCUGGCGACCUUCGCACAUGCUUCCUGCUUUUACUUCAUAUUGUCUACUCAUUCGUCAGAGGUCAUCAGUUCAAACCUCCUGUCGCUCCCCCACCCCACCCUCAGCUUUGCCAUAACAGACGGUAGUUUUGAGUUAACUGUGAACUACUUAGUGCCCUAUCUCCCUCUGAAUAGGGACCACACAUCUUGUUCAUCACCAUGGCACAAAAGGCGCCUAGAGCUGAACGUGGCACAGAACAGGUCCUCCAAGCGUAUGUUAACUCAUACUUAGUCACCAACAGAUGUUCAGCCCUUCGUGGUUGUCAUAGAGGUUUUCUGAGCCUGGGAAACACUGUAGUGUGCUGUCCAGUGUUUAGUCAACACUAAAGAGUUGAGAUUCCGGCUGCUAGCCAUGUUAGUGUUCACAAAAAGCCUUUAGCUGUCAGCUGCUCCAGAUAAGGAGCCUUCUUGGCUCCUGUUGCGCCUCCUGCCAGGAGACACUAUUCCAGUGAUUGACAGGCGACAGUGUAAAAGGUCUGCUAUCUUGGAGUCUGCUGGGUGAACCAAUAGACUAUCCCCAAACCUCCUGCCCUGCAGGAAUCCCAACCGCUGCAGACUCAGGCUCCUUUGUCUUCUCUGACCUCUCCAACUGGGUAAAACACUACAUUCGUUAACCUAAAGCUCGCACACAUCGUCCGGCUAUCACAGUGUUUUCCACCAUUUUCCUGUUACAGUCCGGUACUCCCAAUUCUAUCCUGUGUAUUCCCGUGAAGCAACUGAGGCUCAGAGUGGUAGAGCGAUCCCCCCAAGGCCAAGCACUAUCUAGAAGCUAAUCUCACACACAGAUUUUCUCCUCUCUUUCCCCAUUAAGUCGCUGCAUCCUGAGCAUGAGCGAGCAAAUUCAUAGAAGCGAAUUUUAGUCUCAGACUCAAGAAAACAGGAUCCUUGGAUGUUGAGCUGACCGGCGCAGAACAGCUAGGGAAACUGAGGUCCAGAGGCAGGACUCCGUGCCUGCAGAGGCGACCGCGAAGGGGGCGCGUCCUGCCCAGUGGGCCGCCUCCUUCCGCCCCCAACGCCGGGUCUCCCCUCCCGGUCUUUUCUCUCGCCAAGCCGCCACCUCGGAAGCGAGCCAUGGUUGCAGCCGUGGCGGCGGCGUGGCUGCUCCUAUGGGCCGCGGCCUGCGUGCAAUCCGAGCAGGACUUCUACGACUUCAAGGCGGUCAACAUCCGGGGCAAGCUGGUGUCGCUGGAGAAGUACCGCGGCUCGGUUUCCCUGGUGGUAAACGUAGCUAGCGAAUGUGGCUUCACAGACCAGAACUACCGAGCCCUGCAGCAGCUGCAGCGGGACCUGGGUCCCUACCAUUUUAACGUGCUUGCCUUCCCUUGCAACCAGUUUGGCCAGCAGGAACCAGACACCAACAGGGAGAUCGAGAACUUUGCCCGCCACACCUACAGUGUCUCUUUUCCCAUGUUCAGCAAGACCGCAGUCACCGGCUCUGGUGCCCACCCUAUCUUCAAAUACCUAACCCAGACUUCUGGGAAGGAGCCUACCUGGAACUUCUGGAAGUACCUCGUGGCCCCAGAUGGAAAAGUGGUGGGGGCUUGGGAUCCAACUGUGCCCAUGCAGGAGAUCAAACCCCGGAUCACAGAGCUGGUGGCAAAGCUCAUCCUUCAGAGACGGGAAGAGUUAUGACCGGAUUCCCGCUUCCCCUACCACUCCCAUCCCCUCAGCAAACUCAAGUGGUGCUUCACAGGCAGAGAGCCUGGGCUUCUCGUCUCUUCACUCACAGAGAGGAAAAAGUCUGAGACUUGGAUGAUUUGAAUCCAAGAGCAAGGAAUAGGAACUCCUGGCCAAUGAGAGUUCUGAACAGCCAGUCAUCGGUCAGUAGGCCGCCAGCCAAAGGAAACACGGCCAGGCUGUGAGAAGCCCUGGAGAAGGGGAUGAAGCAACCAUCUCCUAGCCAGGUUCUGUAAAGGGGAGCCAAGUCUUCCCUCACAGGAAGGUUGUGAGGAUUAGCAUCUAAUACCUGUGAACGUGCCUGGGGCAGUGCUGGCCAAAGAGGAAGCGUUCAGCACAUGUUCUCUGUCUAUAAACAAAGCAUUACUUGUGAUAAUAAAACUUGAACUCAACACAAAUUUCUAGCCAAUGGAAUUCUA
This is a messenger RNA of Peromyscus californicus insignis, 2181 nucleotides long. RefSeq names its product glutathione peroxidase 7 (gene Gpx7). NCBI's taxonomy places the organism in Eukaryota, Metazoa, Chordata, Mammalia, Rodentia, Cricetidae. The record is from RefSeq and is a predicted model, not a curated record. The coding region runs from base 1157 to 1717 and encodes 186 amino acids. Gene Ontology annotation, molecular function: glutathione peroxidase activity. Gene Ontology annotation, biological process: response to oxidative stress. The transcript has 3 exons.